Messenger RNA from Fonsecaea nubica, 489 nucleotides. RefSeq lists its product as hypothetical. Gene Ontology annotation, cellular component: nucleolus. Lineage: Eukaryota; Fungi; Ascomycota; Eurotiomycetes; Chaetothyriales; Herpotrichiellaceae. Bases 1 to 489 code for a protein of 162 amino acids. The record is from RefSeq and is a predicted model, not a curated record. The transcript has 2 exons.
AUGCUGCCGAGUGAUUACACCGCGGCGGGCUCCGGCAAGCUCAAGCUCAAAGGCGUCAAGGACUCCAAGGUGGACAAGAAGAAAAAGAAGAAAUCGUCGUCCAAGGGCCCGGGGAAUGAGACCCCUGCGCGGGAUCGAACGCGGGGUGGAGAAGGGCUUGACGACGAGUUCAAGGAUCGGUCAGUCAUGCUGAGAAAUCUGGAGGACGAAGAUCAGAAGAUGGCGGCUGAGGAGGCCAAGAGUCUCCAGAAGCGACGGGCCGAUUCAACCGGAGGUGGCCACGGUGAUGCCGAGCCCAUCGAGGAAGAGGACGGCGGCAUUGUCAAGACAGAAGCUGAGAGACGGUAUGAAGAGCAGAGACGGAGAAGGCUUGAGGAGCGUCUAAAACGAGAAGGUGUCAAGACGCACAAGGAGCGUGUUGAAGAGCUGAACCGCUAUCUCAGUAGUCUGAGCGAGCACCAUGACAUGCCGAGAAUAGGACCGGGCUAA